AUGGAUUUUCUAAAGUCAGCUGUUGCUUCAGCUAUUGCCAAGGGUAGCUCGUUUCCGUACAGUUUCGGCGACCGAGUUGAUGAUAACGAGUCCACCUGGACACUUCACAACGGGACAAAACGGGAAGAUGGCUCUUCAUGCAGUAUAUUUACCUUUGAUAUUGCAGCAAAUAAAUCCCGCCUGCCCCUCGCGAAAAAUGCAAUUCGCAAACACCGUACCCUCAGGCACCCCGGCGUGAUUAAAGUGUUGGAAACGGUAGAGUCAACGCUUAAGUUUAUCAAUGAAGAUGCUUCGUCGGUUCAUGGCGCGGUCCGGGUCUCCUCUAUAUACACAAGUGAAAGUGGGGAAUGGAAACUUGGCGGAUUUGAUCUACUUAGCUCUAUGAAGGAGGACGAUGCUGUAAUAUACACAUAUGGUAGUCUUUUACCAGAUUCCUCACGUUACGCACCACCGGAGAUCGCAAAAGGCGGCUGGGAAAUUAUCAAACGCAACCCAUUACCUGCGACGGACUCUUACAAUUUCGGGAGCCUUAUUUUCGAAGUUUUUAACGGCAGCUAUAGAGGAAACGAGCAGGCAGGCCAGACUUCGAAUGUCCCGCCGAGCAUGCAUCAAAGUUACAAAAGACUUAUGAAUCCCAAUCCAAAAUUAAGGCUGAGUGUGUCCAAUUUCCUGGAACAAGGAAAGCGCAGUGGUGGCUUCUUUGAAACCCCGCUGAUAAGGCUCACACAGGAUAUUGAAAGUCUAGGAUUGAAAAGCGAAGAGGAGAGGGAUCAAUUUAUUAAUGAACUCGAUGAGCUAUCAGAUGAUUUUCCCGAAGAUUUCUUUAAGAUGAAAGUUUUGCCCGAGCUGCUGAACUCAGUCGUGUUUGGUGGUGGGGGUCCGAAAGUUUUAGCUUCCAUAUUGAAGAUCGGCACGAAGCUCUCAGAGGAAGAGUAUUCGAGUAAACUUACACCGGUUAUUGUACGAUUAUUCGGCAACCCUGACCGUGCUAUACGUGUCUGCUUGCUCGAUAAUCUCCCUCUGAUGAUCGACCGUCUCCCACAGAAGAUUGUUAACGACAAAAUAUUUCCCCAAAUGGUGACUGGUUUUACCGAUAUCGCUCCGGUUGUAAGAGAGGAGACUGUAAAAGCAGUGCUCACGGUCAUCGGGAAACUCUCUGACCGCACCAUCAACGGCGAACUGUUGCGAUACCUCGCCAAAACUGCCAACGAUGAGCAACCUGGAAUCCGAACAAACACGACCAUAUGUCUCGGUAGAAUUGCAAGGAACCUGGGACAAAGUUCAAGAGCCAAAGUCCUCACAGCCGCAUUUAGUCGAUCCCUGAGGGAUCCGUUCGUCCAUGCCCGAAACGCAGGCUUGCUUGCUCUAGGUGCAACUCUAGACCUAUUUACUGAGGAGGACUGUGCAACGAAAUUGCUACCAGCAAUAUGCCCUUCUUUAUUAGACAAGGAAAAGCUCGUUCGUGAUCAGGCGAACAAAACGCUUGAUUUAUAUCUGCAACGAAUUCGCAAAUUCAGCGCAUCGCUACCAGAUACAGCGUUACCAGCCCAGAAUCACUCUGAUGCCCCUGCCGCAGGUGCUGCCCGAAUGGGGACGCUAAAUGACACAUCCUGGGCAGGAUGGGCAAUUUCAUCAUUUACAAAUAAAAUAACUAGUGCGAAAGGUGAAAUUGAACCAACAUCCAAUGGCAAUCAGCCCAUUGCUGUACCUACACUCCGAUCUUCCUCAGUGCCGCGUCCAGCGAUCUCGUCACCAUCUGUCCAACUCGACAAAUCAAAACAAAUCUUGCGACCCGGUGCGCAACAUAUUCCCCGAGCCCCAUCAGCACCUCCACCCCUAGGAGGUAAAUUGGAACCUGAACCCAAAGAAGACGACGAAGAAGAGGACGCGUUUGACGCAUGGGGAGCUAUGGAUGAUGAGGCCAAUGAAGAUGAUGGAGCGGACGAUCCUUUUGAUGCUAAAAGAUCACAUUCUCCUAGUGUUCUAGCAACUUCUCCGCACACCGUAUUUGAUGACGGUGGAGAACCCGAUUUUGCCGGUUGGUUAGCCGCCCAGUCCAAAGCAAAAUCUAAAAACCCCUUACCUAAAGGACUUUCGAAGUCGACCGCGAUGAAGGCUGCCAGUGCCACGCGGCUAACAAGCACAUCGAAACCAAACAUCUCGAGCAGCAAGAACUUGUCUGUCAAGGGCGGAACAUCCCAACCAGCUAAAACGAUCGAUACAAAACCGAAAGACGAUGCGAGUGGGGAUGAUUGGGGAGAUGCUUGGGAUUGA
Molecule: messenger RNA, 2274 nt
Organism: Histoplasma mississippiense
Lineage: Eukaryota; Fungi; Ascomycota; Eurotiomycetes; Onygenales; Ajellomycetaceae
Exons: 8
Coding region: 1-2274 (757 amino acids)
Biological process (GO): tRNA export from nucleus; protein phosphorylation
Cellular component (GO): cytoplasm
Molecular function (GO): protein kinase activity; ATP binding
Source: RefSeq, a predicted model, not a curated record